GUGAAUAACUCAACCUGAAAUGAGAGCCUAGCUGCCAGGAAAGAACAGCGGACAAGCUGUCGAUGAAAUAGGCCUAUUAUUGCUAAAUACAUGUAAAGAAAACAUAAAACGUGCCACACAAAGGGAAUACAUAUAGCUAAAAUCACCCGCUCUUUGGAAAAGACAAUGAUCCGCUUCAUCCUGAUCCAGAACCGAGCAGGGAAGACCCGGCUGGCUAAGUGGUACAUGCAGUUUGAUGACGACGAGAAGCAGAAGCUCAUCGAGGAGGUCCAUGCCGUGGUCACGGUCCGUGAUGCCAAACACACCAACUUUGUGGAGUUCAGAAACUUCAAGAUCAUCUACAGGCGCUACGCUGGUCUGUACUUCUGCAUCUGUGUGGACGUGACUGACAACAACCUGGCGUACCUGGAGGGCAUCCACAACUUUGUUGAGGUGCUGAACGAGUACUUCCACAACGUAUGCGAGCUGGACCUGGUGUUCAACUUCUACAAGGUGUACACAGUGGUGGAUGAGAUGUUCCUAGCAGGAGAGAUCAGAGAGACCAGCCAGACCAAGGUCCUCAAGCAACUGCUGAUGCUCCAGUCUCUAGAGUAGAGAACACCUCCCUUUUCCCUCCACCUUCACACCCGUUAUCACUUCCACCUUCUCCAUCCAUCACCUCCACUUCCUGUCCCUAAGCUCCCCCUCACCUCCCCUUCUGCUUCUCCAGCAGAGCUCUGGUUCAGCUCAGUCAGCCAGACAGUCCAUCCGUCUUGGGCUGCCAGUUCUGCUGUUACUGGCUUAUUCUUCAUUGGUGGAGACCGUGAAAACAGUGCACCAAUCUGGCAACCAUCCCCCCUUUUAUCUUCCUUCAGUGUCACUAUCCGUGUAGCUAACAAGCACCAUGAAAAAUAACUGUGUUUGUCUGGGAUUACCACAGCUUUCACUGCAGUCUGCUGAGAACCUGUUGAAGACCUACAUCAGAGUAAAAGGGGUUGCUCUGACAAGUAGAGCCUUGAGGAGGGCAUUCUGGGUAUUUUAGUCUUAGUGUCUCACUCCCCUGUGAAUAUGGAACGUGGUUCAAAUUUUGUUUUACAUGAUAUUGAUGUACAAGACUGUGUUGAUUAUGUAUCUUAUGUGGUUCUGUCUUCUAGCCAAUAUGAUAUAAUAGGUUAGGCGCCCUUGAUGUGUAUUACGUAGGACCAAGAAAAUAAAGGGUACCUAAAGUGCAAUCUUUUCAUUGAAGUCACUCAUCUCAAGCACCAGGUCUGUCUGACCCUGGUGACUGCAUAUGGUGCUUGUUAGCUACACCCCAGUAAUCCCAACAUAGACUGAGUGAUGGACAACACAAAACCAAAUAGAAAUCCCAGUCAAUGGAAAUAUAUAGCGAUAUAUUUGAGGUAAUAAGGCAGUACUGUGCAGUUUAGUUUUUGUAUGGUGUAUGGUAUGUAUACAGUGUAUCUUAUGUGUGUUUGAAAGUUGAGUGCUGCCCAUUCCAAACCUCUAAGCCCCAUCCUCCUGCCCAAUGUCCUGUGGUCAAGUACAAAUGCAUUCAGGUUGGAAAUGAUUCCAUUUCAAACCCCUCCCAGUUUCUCAUCCCAGUUUGAGCUGAGGUGUCCUUACUGACCAGUGGCUUAAUGAAGAAUGACCACUACUAUGGGAAGGGUUGCCAUUCUUUUUACAACCCUAAAAUGUGUCCUUUAUUAUAUUCUUUCCUUGAGGCAACAUCUGAUCUAAAGAGUUUAGAUUGGUGUGUUUGCUUCCAUGCACAGAUGUGACCAAUGCAGCCCUCAUAAGAUAAGUGAUUUCUGAGAGGUUGAUUGGAUGCACUCUACGAAGACCCUAUAGUCUGCUUCCCACCCUCUCCCUCACCAUCCUUCAACCUCCGACAUUCACCUUCACAUUUUUCAUGUGAUUAAAUGGUCUAUGUAUUUGUUUUAUUUGGCUGUAGUGAGAGAUGUACUGCUGUCCCCGCCCCUUGAGUCAGUUAGGUAAUGAGGUGUUUAGGUGUUUCAUCAUCAUGUUGGUCAACCGGCCAUGCUCUUGUGUAUUCCAGUCGAUGUAUAUAAAAAAACAAACAUGAAAUACAAAAAUUGUUUUAAAGACCUGAACUUUGUUAAACGUUUUGAUGUUCUAUGUCAAUCCUUUUUUGUUAACUCUACCUGACUUUUUAAUGGAAGGCAGUUUCCAUAAGAUUGUGUGGUCCCAUAGGACCAUCUGGUGGCGGUGAAGCAGCAUAGCUCCCAGCAGAAGCCCACUAUUCCACUCACCGAUGAAGUAAUUUUCUCCCAGCCUACAGGACAUCAAUAAGCUGAUCAAUAUAUCCACUUAUGCUGCAUUAACCCUCCCUUGCUGUUACUGCAUUGACCCAUGGACAUUACAUCUGACCAUUACACCCUCAGAGCCGGACGUGACAGAUGUGGUCUGUGAUAUGCUGCCCUGCCCCUUCCAGCUGUCUGGACUCUGUAUUGGGUUACUGGUUAAGGACUAUGGAAGUAGGAAGACUACAAGAAGUGAUGCAACACCAUGGACAGUGGAAGCUAGAGAAAAUAUAAAAUAGUUGGACUCAUAAUGGUCCUAGUAGGGAAUAGACCUAAUAAGACUACAGGAAGUGUGCUGUAGCACAACUUACUGAUACUAUACUUAACUGAUUGAAUAACUACUUACCCAUUCUGCUCCCAUUGAUAUAAACCAAGUACAUUGGCUAAGAAUGACAGUCGUGUUUCUGUCAUUAGAGCACCAUUGUUUUACUACAAUGUGUGUUUAAACUGGAAACGGGUAAAGAAACUUUGUUGAACAAGACUCAGAAGAGCAGUGAGAUAUCACGACACAGAAAACUAACGAAUAGCAGCAAAUGGGAUAUAAACAAAACAAAAUACUUGACAAAAAAAACAGGGCAAGAAAGUUUAAUCCAUAAUCCUUUCAUAUCAAUGGGGAACACAUUUUAUUUACACCACAGAUUCACUCCAAAUGUACAGUAGUUUUGAAGGCAGUUAAAUCAUACCGGUUACUAAGCAACAACUGAGUUUCUGAAUAGGGGGAGGAGGGUUGGGGUUCAGACAAAAACAAGAUCAAUCUAUCAUCACAGCCACUCCAGUCCUUAGAAAGCUUCCCAGACAAGACAAAAUCAAUGCAUGUACUGGGUACUGUUCAGAAACCUCAAGUGGAGAUAAAAUCGCUUUUCUGAAUUGAAAUAAACAAACAGCAACAAUGUAAGCUUUUUGCUUUCAAAAUCAGCCAUGAUUACUGAGGACUUAUAUUGCUGGCUGAGAAGAGACAGUCUCCGUGCGGCACAUUUGAAGGCUUUAAGACGAGUGGUCUUAUGAGUGGAACGAUGAGCCAAGCAGGGUUCAUGAACAGACAGAGGGGUGGGCUGUGGGAGUGAUGUCAUCACUAAGAGACACAACCAGGCACAGGGUAAGGAGGAAAUCUCAGUUGUUCUUUAGUAGGAAAUGACCCCACCUUUGCUAAUUAAAGUUACAUAGAUAAUUUCAAUCAAUAUAAAUUUGUACAGUUCUAUAGUAAAAGUAUAUAAACUCAACGCCUCAAAUGAAAAGUGCACUUGCAGUUAAGGAACAGAGACAUGAAAAAAUUGCGCAAAAAAUUGACGUUUAAAAACAACAAAAAG
Molecule: messenger RNA, 3607 nt
Organism: Hypomesus transpacificus
Lineage: Eukaryota; Metazoa; Chordata; Actinopteri; Osmeriformes; Osmeridae
Gene: ap2s1
Product: adaptor related protein complex 2 subunit sigma 1
Exons: 5
Coding region: 166-594 (142 amino acids)
Biological process (GO): clathrin-dependent endocytosis; intracellular protein transport
Cellular component (GO): AP-2 adaptor complex; membrane coat; intracellular membrane-bounded organelle
Molecular function (GO): clathrin-cargo adaptor activity
Source: RefSeq, a predicted model, not a curated record